Messenger RNA from Lemur catta (Ring-tailed lemur), 1429 nucleotides. Its product is annotated as patched domain-containing protein 3-like. Gene Ontology annotation, cellular component: membrane. NCBI's taxonomy places the organism in Eukaryota, Metazoa, Chordata, Mammalia, Primates, Lemuridae. Bases 1 to 1293 code for a protein of 430 amino acids. The transcript has 4 exons. The record is from RefSeq and is a predicted model, not a curated record.
AUGACAGUUGAUGUCAACACACCACAAACCAAGAACGAUAUUAAGAAGGCUCUAGAAGAGAAGCCAGAGAUUCCCGAGUUGGAGGCGCUGGACGCGGCAAGCCCCGCGUCCCAGGAGCCUGCGGCGUCGGCUCAGGGACAGGAAUGGCCAGAGAGCUCUCCUUCGGGGCAGGCCUCGGAGCAGGCCUUGGAGCAACGACCGUCGAUCGAGCUGGAGAACCAGCCGACGCUGCAGGAUGAGCCGUCGCGGGAGUCGGGGACGAGAGACCUGUCCCUGAGGGAGCCGGAAAUCCAGACGCCCCGGGCCGCGGGCCGGUGCUACUGCACCGCCUGCCUGGAGGCGCCACUGUCCCGCGCCUUCUGGCGGCUGGGCUGGGCGGUGGCCGAGCACCCCUGGCUCUUCCUGCUGGUGCCCGUGCUGCUGACGGUGGCGCUCGGCAGCGGCCUGCUCUACCUGCCCAGGGACGAAAAGGAAGACCUCGAGGAGCUGUACACCCCGAUCAGGGGCCCCGCCAAGGCCGAGCGGUGCUCCGUGCAGGCUCACUUCACCACCAACGACUCCUACCACUUCUCCGCCGCCAGGAGGAGCGCCGAGGCCAGUUUCGCCUCCAUCCUGGUGGUCGGCAUGGCCGACUCGCUGCUGGAGGAAGACACCUUUACGGAAGUGGGUAGACUGGACGACGCAGUGCAGUCUCUGUCUGUGGGACAGGUUAACGGCACCCAGAUCCCGUACACGCAGGUGUGCGCCAAGUACCAGGACCUCUGCGUGCCCCCCAACCUGCUCCUGUACACCUGGCAGAAGAACAGGAGGCUCGACCUGAGAAACGUCACCUUCCCCAUCUUCCACCACGAAGGCCACCCCAUCUACCUGACCGGCUUCUUCGGAGGAAACACCCUGGGGAAGAGGAUGGGAAGGAACCGGUUGCUCCUGGGGACCAAAGCCCUGCGGCUGCUGUACUACCUGAAGACCGAGCGACUGCAGGACAAGCUGCAGAGCAGGCAAUGGCUGACUCAUUUCCUGAACCAAUUCAACAACACUAAGAACCGUCUGAACUUAAAGAAAAUCAAGGUGGUCCACUUUACAUCACUUUCUAGACAACUGGAACUUACGGCAACUGCGAAGACAGUGAUCCCUUUGUUUCACUCGGCAUACAUUCUAAUCAUACUGUUUUCAAUCACAUCAUGCUACAGAGUUCAUAAAAUUGGUUCUGAUGUUUUCUACUUGUUUUUUGAUGUUUCUGUAAGAGGACAAGAGCUUGCAAAACUCUGCCAUUUUGCUGACAUCCAGUGCUAAACCGUUAUUUUAUAAACCUGGUGACUGAAAAAAUUUUACCCACCAGUAAUAGUGUAUAAUCAAAUGGAAUAGUAAAAAUAAACUGUGGCCAGUUUUGUUUGAUUUGGCAUAUCUUUUUUAACCUUACGUAUUGCAU